This is a messenger RNA of Nestor notabilis (Kea), 345 nucleotides long. RefSeq names its product zinc finger protein Gfi-1. Gene Ontology annotation, biological process: regulation of transcription by RNA polymerase II. Gene Ontology annotation, molecular function: DNA-binding transcription activator activity, RNA polymerase II-specific; RNA polymerase II cis-regulatory region sequence-specific DNA binding. The transcript is spliced from 2 exons. The annotation marks the transcript as partial. Lineage: Eukaryota; Metazoa; Chordata; Aves; Psittaciformes; Psittacidae. Gene Ontology annotation, cellular component: nucleus. The record is from RefSeq and is a predicted model, not a curated record.
GAACGCAGCUUUGAUUGUAAGAUUUGUGGCAAGAGUUUUAAGAGAUCUUCUACUCUGUCCACUCACCUGCUCAUCCACUCAGACACCCGGCCCUACCCGUGCCAGUACUGUGGGAAGCGGUUCCACCAGAAAUCGGAUAUGAAGAAACACACCUUCAUUCACACAGGCGAGAAGCCUCACAAGUGCCAGGUGUGUGGGAAAGCCUUUAGUCAGAGCUCCAACCUCAUCACCCACAGUCGGAAGCACACAGGCUUCAAGCCCUUCGGCUGUGAUCUGUGUGGCAAAGGCUUCCAACGAAAGGUGGAUUUACGGAGGCACCGGGAGACACAGCAUGGCCUGAAAUGA